AUGGAACCGGAACAUCUAAUCAGUUUGGCACCUUCUGACGACGAAAACGAAACCGGAGGGAAAAGAGCUUACCCUAACAACUAUGAGGAACAAUGCCAAUUAACGGCGCUGCAGUUCGAAGAGUGGCGUCGUACUGGGGCCAGGGUAAGGUGGAGGGAGGACGACAUACACAAAUACAGGAAGAAAUGGCAAAAUAAAAAAAUACCACGCUCUGGUCUGCCCCGCUUCUGGGACGGUGCUUCCGACGAGAGACAGCCAUGGAGCAAACAGCUAUUUUACAUCGGGUCUAAUGUCAGCCUACCCGACCUGGAUAACCCGUGGUCUGCCUCUGACCCACGCAUUGAAAGAGUGAAAAAGUCAUAUAAGGAUGCUAAAAACUACUUUGCACAAACCGAUCGAUUUUACUUCCAAAAGGCAUUGGGCUUUGGAGGCCUGGGUUUGGCACUUCAUUAUAGAUACGAGGGCGUUGAGCCAGUGAAAGAUGUCGUAGUCAAGCUCUCGCUUAGAGGUUGGAUCGCAGAGGAUAUCCGCCGAGAAGAAAAUGCGGCAAAGGCUAUGGCAGGCGCUGCUCACUGUAUUCAGCUGAUAGACAAGCCUACCGUUGGCUUCAAAGAGACAAAAUACAAACCGGAGCCAGAUGACAUGGACUCUUCUGAAGAGGAUGAAUCGAGCGGAGAUGACAGCAUGGAUGAGGGAAGCGCACGCCCUCCGCGAAAGCCCCGGAGCGCCAUGACAGAAGAAGAAUUAGCCGCGAAGAAGAGAAGACGGGAUGAUCGUGAGGCCGAUGCAGACUCAGACUUGGUGAUUAUGGGAGAUAGCGCCACGAAGGACUUUAUGCUCUUAGAGUACGUAGAAGGAGGUAGCCUCGUACAUCUGAUUGAUAAAUUACAACAGAAAGAGAAGGCUACGGGGCAAAGAGUGGCUAUACCUAACAGGGUUUUGUGGGCACUGUGGUUAUGCAUGAUCCGGGCUUGCGUUGCUUUGAAAUACCCCCCUCGAAAGUUUCAUCCUGGUCGCCGUACAGGGUAUAGGCCACAAGGGCAAACAGAUCUGAUCGAAAUAAUACCACCUCAAAGCAAGAGGUGGAGGAAAAAGAAUUGGGUCCAUUUCGAUAUUGAUCCUUCCAAUAUUUUUAUUGGCAACCUCGAGAUACCACUUGAAGAGAUGGGUGGCAAGCGAAAACGCGCUGAUGAGGCACAACCUGACAGAGACAGUGUCGAGCAUAACUUCGUCCCUAAACUUAAGCUUGCUGAUUUUGGGUUGAUGAGGGAGAUAAAACCGUACAAGCGAAACAUAUACUACUCAGUUAGGCGUAAAACUGGGAAAAAUACCUUUUUUGCGCCUGAGCAAUUCGCGGCAGAGUGGGAUCGAAUCCCCCCCACCAAAGACGGGGGAGAAGUAGGCGAGCAGAGAAUUGCAGGGAAUUACGGAUCUCCCAUGAAUGUCUAUCAGAUGGCGCUUUCGAUGUGGGUCGUCAUCACUCAACUGUCACCACCUCUUCCGGUACAACCUCAACCACCAGCAGGAUUAAAUCCAAAGCGGAAUAAAAAGGGACUUAUACCAUCUUACCUCGAUCAAUUCGUCGAUCCGACCGACCCUGAAACUCGCAUAUCCUAUUGCCCAUUGCUCAUGGAUCCGGCGAGAUCCACCUACGAUUACGUCGACAUUGAGCUCAGGACAGCGAUAUACGAGUGCAUGUAUCACCGCCAGGACGAUCGUCCGACAGUUGAGAGACUACUAGAACAAGCGCGGAAGGGAGCUAAUAAAAUAUUUAGCGGCGAAACUGACGCCUCCGUCAAGGAAUGGGUUGAUGAGUUCCUGUUUAACGCACCAAGUGAUAGUGGAGAUGACCAGAGGGCAGAACCCAAAAGCAAUAGCCUAUUAGGUUAA
Molecule: messenger RNA, 1890 nt
Organism: Annulohypoxylon truncatum
Lineage: Eukaryota; Fungi; Ascomycota; Sordariomycetes; Xylariales; Hypoxylaceae
Product: kinase-like protein
Exons: 9
Coding region: 1-1890 (629 amino acids)
Biological process (GO): protein phosphorylation
Molecular function (GO): ATP binding; protein kinase activity
Source: RefSeq, a predicted model, not a curated record